Molecule: messenger RNA, 4236 nt
Organism: Fusarium subglutinans
Lineage: Eukaryota; Fungi; Ascomycota; Sordariomycetes; Hypocreales; Nectriaceae
Exons: 6
Coding region: 1-4236 (1411 amino acids)
Source: RefSeq, a predicted model, not a curated record
AUGGAUGAGCCUAUGGAUGAAGGAGGCCCUUCGCGCAUCCCCGGGCUGAACCUGGCUGGUAACCCCCCUUCGGAAAAUGCGCCAGCUUCUGCGAGUCGCCUACCCGUGGCUCGUCGAUCAGACAGAAUCCAGGACCUCUUGGAAAUAAUUAUCUUGACUUUCCGCUUCGAUUUCGAGCGCCUCCCGCCUGAAGCCCAACGAUCGUACAAUCGCUUUCUAGAAAACAAGAGCUAUAAUGAGUUCGCGGCUACACUGAAGCGCUUGGUAUUGGGUAGAAGACUGGACGGCUUCAUGCAGGGAUCGUCUAAUUGCCUGAUUGCUGUCACAAAGUUAUUUGACAGUAGAUACCCCCAUCUAGGCCUCAAAAAGCUCCGUGAUGACUUAGUGAGCGGUAGAAAGAGAGCUGGAUCGGGGGCCUUGUCACGUCGCCGGUCACCACAGUCGUCACCACGCCGAGCACAAAAGGAGGCCUUGCGUGAGACUCGAAACGAGCAAGCCGGCGAAUCUUCACGGCGGACCUCUCAAGCAAAUUUGGCUAGCACCCUUACCUUGCCUGGGCGAGUUCGUACAAGAGCACGCCCCGAAGGCCGAGUGGUGCAUUGGGCUCGAAUCGAACCCAGUUCCACUCAGGCUGAGCCAGAAACCGCCGGCCUUUCGAGUGAUGUUCCGCCUACUCCUAUUGAGCCUGCAGAGCCUGCAGAUAAUCUGGAAGACCAGUCUGUCCCUACCCAGAGGCCUUUAAUACCCAGUUUCGUGAUUAGUACUCGAACGGCCCCUGUAGACCAAGGCAGUAACCAACCAGCAGCUGAAGGGUCCGGGCCUGAACAGACACGCCGAGAAGAGAAUAUAGCUUGGCUGAAAGACUAUAACGAAGCACUCGGUGGUCCAAAGUAUGACUUUAAUCUACACCCCUACAAGGGAUGGAAGAUUGAGCCGCCAGAGAUCCUACUUCAUCGUGCGAGAAACUUCCUUGCCGAUGAAGAUAUCGAUCGGACUCCGAACUGGGGCCAAAAGAUUGCAGAACUGACUGAAUACUUCUCGUACCUUCUUCACAAUUGGCAGGGUGAAGAAUGGGGCGCAGAACUACAUGAAGCUAUUGACAUGCUUCAUACCCACUGGCUAUUUGAGCAGUAUCACUAUGGCAAGCCCGAGCUGAACCUCAAAUUCGAUAAUUUGUGGCCAAAAUAUAGUAAGAGACUGCCACCAGUUCCUGGUAUCGAGGUCAUUGUCGAGAAGCCACAAAGCGAAAUGGCCGAGCGCAGACUGCUCCUCAACGAGAUUCGACCAGCCAUUGAUCUUCACUACAAGUUGUCUCGCGAUGAUCUCGAACGUUACAUCAACCUCUAUGCAUCCGAAGCCUCCAAAUUCUGGGAAUCUGCACCUCAUUCGCGAUCUUCCCGUCAUGAGCUCGUCAAGAUUGAGAACAAGGCCUUUGAGAAGUGCGUCUCUUCGGGCAUGUCAACAACCGGCAGACUCAUCAGAAGAUCUGAAGCAAAGUUCAAGUCGGAGUCUCACCAAAACAACUUCAGUCAAGGUGCUCUUCAGGCGUUUGCCACGUUUCGUGGAAGUCAACGAGCAGCCCUCCAACAGACCUUGAACCAAGUGGACAAUUCUGAGAAUCUUGCAGUCUGCAAUAUUUUCCGCACGCUCAUCCUACCGCCACCUAAAAUACCAGAGAAGCCAGACGCAGGUGUCCUCUUUUCUACUAUACAAGUAGCAGAUGUUCCUGAAGAGGAGUCUCGUGACCCUUUCAGCUACACUGUGGCGCAUAGAUGGUACCUCGAAGCAGAGCGUUUCUGGAGAGACUGGGGGGACGAGUACGCCCUCAAACAAUGCUAUAGUCACAAGCAAUGGGAGGAACGCCAACAGCCCAUCGUGGAUUUGCCUAAGAACUGGUUGGGUCCUUUCGUUUACGAUUUUCUGGAUCACGACAUGAAGAAGACUCUGGAGUUGCUGAGGAGAUGCGAAAUCCUCCUAAGGCGUAUACUCCUACAAGACGAACGAGUACCGCGGCCCUUCCUGGCCGACAUGACACAACUGAUGCUUGCGGGACUCUCGGGUAGGCCUUGGAACGAAACUGAGCUGGACUUCAAAGGGGAAGAUUUCGUCUCUGGCUCACAGGAUUUGGCUCACAUCCGUCCCUUGGAGGAAGACUUUUUGCGAUUAUUGGGUAUGGAAUCCAUCCAUUCCAAUACUGUCGACCCAGAGAUCAACCAUGAUGGCCUCAGUCCCCUCUCUGCCAUAUUCGAACAAAGAGUUAAGGAAAUCAUGUAUCCGAGGGGCUCAGCCAGUUCCGGAUCUUACGACUUUGCUGAUUUCAUGGUGUCACUCAACGAAGUAUGUGAUGGGCCAGUGAAGCGCUGGAGAUUCUCCAACGAGGAGGCCUUGGAAGAACUGCAACUUCUUGACAGAAGGGGAGUGAUUGAUGUGUCGUUUCCUGCACCCAACCUUCAUCCUGAGCAACGCGUUCGGUGGCUCGACACUGAUGACGACCUGGACGCAUACAUGCAAGUUGUUCAAGCGAAUAGGUGUGGUCAACCCGACGAUGACGACGGCGAUGAUGGUAACGGCAGCGACGAUAGUGGUGACGGCGACGACGAAGAUGAAAUUAUGACCAUCUCAACAAACGUCAGCGUUCCAGAGUCGGAGGAUCUUGGUAACUACAUGUUUGGUCUUCCCAAAAUUGAAAACCUCCGCAGUUGGGUAGGGCUUGGGACUGCAAGUGGCAGAGAGGAAAGCGACAAAGAUAUGCCUAGAAACCACAGGUUCUUCCAACGCAUCUGCUUCCGACUUGGAAAGACUAUAAAGGACCUUCGAGAGAGGAUGGAAACAUACAGGAGGCAGCUUACACCGGAGGAGCAAGACCGUAACCGCUAUUUUCUCGACACAAUGGUGAAUGAAUGGGAAUCAAAUACUAGAACACGACCAGACUUGCAUGAGUGCAACCCCAACAAACCAUUGGACCAACUUUUCGCCCAGCCAGACUACGCGGAAAUCAUGCAUGUAUGCUACAACGAUCAUGAUUUUGGUGAGAUGGGGUACCCCGAAAUCACUUACGGAUGUCAGGACGAUAAUUACAGGCUUUCUGUUGAUAUCGUUCGGAAAGCAAUUCUCCGCGAGGCUUACGAGAACAAGAGUAUGCUGUUUCCAAACCGUAUUGAUCGCAGCGUGGAUGAAAAGGGACUGUGGACUCGAACCCCUCUUCGACGUGAGCCAGUUUGGUCCUUUGCUCAUCCUGAUCGGAGAGGCAAAGCACCACGGUUUUGGGACAUCAACCGUUGGCCGCUUCAUCUGCAAAGCGAAUCGACAGCCGAGAGCAUCAGAUCUGGACGAUUCCACAAGCCUGUUCCUUCGCCUCUAGCACCAGAAUCGACCAAGGAGCCACGGAUCUCAGGACGUUCUACUACGUCUCCCGUAUCACCUAUCUCGCCCGUAUUGCCCAAGGUUCAACGAGAAGUGCAUCGCGAGGUCCAGCCUGGAACCACGACUAUGAACCCUGACAUGACUGAAAACAUGGACACAUCCGAAAGUCAAGUCUACAGUUUCCCUGGCUUUGGUGAGGGGUUCGCUGUCACGUUCCAGGAUCUAGCGGAUUCUCGUCGAACUUUGACCACCGGAUCUUCUCAGUAUUUCCUUGGAGACACGCCUCUGCAGAAGAAGUAUAUCGAGGAUCGCAUCAAGAGUGGUAUAGAGAUAGAAGAACCACCUACUUGGACUCGACGCCUAGGUGCUCUAUUUGGUCGUCAGAACGUCCCAGUGGAUCCUGGUGCGCUGCCUGAGGUCAAUCCUCGUGAUAUUCCCCAGAGUAAGCCUCGAAGCGAGCCCGAGGUUUCAGACGAUGAGCCUACUCAAGGGGAGGGCUCUUCUGGUGGAAGUGAAGAUGUUGAAAUGGACGAAGCUGCGAUGCAACUUUGGAAAGAAUCUCAGGCUGUCCCAUCUUCAGAACGGCGCUCAUCUAGUGCCCAGGCACCUUCACCAAUUGACCCAGGGGUUCCGACUGAGCCUGAUUCUUCCUCUGUCUCCCCUGUAGAACCUGGAACUACUCAGGGAGAAUCGAGUAGCGUUUGGGGACAGGGCUUGCCCGGGGCUUUGCCUAAGCGGCUGAGACUCAGACAAGCGACAACCGAAAUACGGUCUCGCCCGGUUCAGUUGGAGAUAAUCGAGUCGGAGUCUGAGUUGCCAGAGCAGCAAGAAGAGAGCGGCCAGUCAGAAAACGAUAGUUUGUUUGGCCCGUAG